UUUUAUUUUUUUGUACCAUUUCUCUCUCUUUCUUAUCAGUUCGACCUAGUGACGUGCCAAUUGAAACCAGUUUAUUGGUGUUUAUUAGAAGUCAUGCCAGAUUGACUGGAACUAAGUUUAUGUGCUUAGAAGGUGGUUGUGGUGCAUGCAUUGUCAAUAUUGCAGGUAUUAUCACGCCAGCCGGAGAUCGUCGUACAUUUGCUGUCAAUUCAUGUCUGUGGCCCGUAUAUGCAUGUAAUGGUUUGGGUGUUACAACCAUCGAAGGAAUCGGUAGUUUAAAGAAUGGAUAUCAUCCAAUUCAAAAAGCCCUGUAUCAUUUCAAUGGUACACAAUGUGGCUAUUGUUCGCCCGGAAUGGUGAUGAAUAUGUAUAGUUUGUUAGAAGCGAAUAAUGGUGAAGUAACGAUGCAACAGGUGGAAAAUUCAUUUGAUGGUAACAUUUGUCGUUGCACCGGCUAUCGACCCAUUUUAGAUGCAUUCAAAUCAUUUGCAAGAGAUUCAUACACUUCGGAUAUUGAGGAUUUAGCUCUGAAUUUGUGUCGUAUGAAAAAAGAUCGAAAAUGUUCGACCGAGGAGAGAUGCUAUCAAAAGUGUCGUAUUUAUAAAAAUAUUCCAUUAGAAAUUGCGUCAAAUGAUGGAAAAGAAUGGAUAAAACCGGUUAAUUUGUUGCAGCUAAUCAAGAUUUUCACAACAAAAACCAUGCAUAAAGAAUAUAUGUUGGUGGCUGGUAAUACUGCACAUGGUGUGUAUCGACGUUCAGAAAAUAUAAAAAUUUUCAUCGAUACCAGAGCAAUUGCAGAGCUUCACAUAAUCAAAGCUGAUGAAUCGUCACUUACGUUUGGGGGUAAUGUAUCGCUCACCGAAUUGAUGGAAACACUUGAACGGGUGGCCAAAGAGUGUGACAAUUAUGCAUAUGGAACUGAAUUAGCCAAACAUAUCGAUCUUGUUGCAACUGUUCCUGUUCGAAAUGUCAAUAUUUUUCUAUUUUUCAAUAGAUUUUUCGAAAUUAUUCAGGCCGGAACUAUUGCUGGAAAUUUGAGUAUAAAGCACACUCACCGCGAAUUCCCAUCGGAUAUAUUUUUACUUCUAGAAACGAUCGGAGCUCAACUGAAAAUCGCCUCAAUUGAUGGUUUAGUGCAGACAUAUUCGCUACAAGAGUAUUUGUUUUUGGACAUGUCACAAAAAGUGAUUUUAAGCAUUGUUUUUCCGAAACUGCCGACGAAUCAAUUCGCAUUUCGUUCGUAUAAAAUUAUGCCUCGGGCUCAAAAUGCACAUGCAAUGGUGAAUGCAGCAUUCCUCUUCGAAUUCAGUUCGAAUGAUGGAGCAACGACGGUAAAAUCUUGUCGCAUUUGUUAUGGUGGUAUCAAUCCACAAUUCAUACACGCCGAAGCAACGGAACAACUCCUGACGGGAAUUGAUGAUUUUUACACGGAUGAUGCCUUGCAAAAGGCGAUCAAAUCUCUGCAAACUGAAAUCGAACCGGAUUCAAUUUUGCCCGACCCGGCGGCAGAUUAUCGAAAAAAUUUAGCGAUUGCGUUAUUUUAUCGUUUCUUCUUGAAUACAGCUCCAGAAGAUAGAAUAAAAAGCGAAUAUAUAAGUGGUCGUGUGGGAUUGGAACGACCGUUGUCAUCAGGCAUUCAAACUUAUGAAUCCGAUGAAAAAUUGUAUCCUCUAACACAACCACUCACAAAAUACGAAGGUCUUAUUCAAUGUUCGGGUGAAGCUGAAUACAUAAAUGAUAUGUUUAGUAGUUUAACGGUGGACCAAGAAUUGUGGGCGGCUUUUGUUCCAGCCAUCGAAGUUAAUUCGAAAAUUGUUUCAAUUGAUGCUUCCAAUGCAUUGAAAAUACCUGGCGUAGCUGCGUUUUUCUCGGCCAGAGAUAUUCCCGGUGAAAAUUCGUUUAUGCCUGUUAACUGUGGAAUCCUCUUUGUCGUCGAAAUGGAGCCCAUUUUUCUAGCAAUUGAUGCACAAGUUCAAUUUUAUGGACAACCAUGUGGUUUGAUUGUGGCCAAAACCAUGGCCAUAGCCAAUUCAGCAGCAACAAAAGUUGAAAUAACAUACGAGAAAACACAGGUGGAUCGGCCAAUUAUUCCGUCUUUACGGCAUUGGCGGCAGACAAGCAAAGAAUUAAAUGUGUGCAAAAAUGUAUCGGAAUUUCGGAUUCCUCCAAAUCAACCGUUAGCGAUGCCGUUGGUUGGACAAGAAAUCAAAAUCAAGGGUAAAAUUUGCAUUUUUCGCCGAAGUGAUUUUGAGAUUGGUUCACAAUUUCACAUGUCUAUGGAGCCGCAAACGGUAUUUUGUACACCGAACGAUGAUGGCGGUAUAAAUUUGCAGGUUUCAACACAAUGGUUGGAUCUGAGUCAUGUAGCAGUCGCACAAUGCUUAAAAUUGCCACAAAGUAAAAUUAUUGCAUCGUUCAAACGAGUUGGAGGUGGUUACGGUGCAAAACUAUCACGUCCAUCUCAUAUUGCUUGUGCUUGUGCAUUAGCUUGUCAUUUGCUGCGGAUGCCAGUUCGAUUUGUCAUGAAUGUCGAAUCAAAUAUGACGGUUAUAGGUAAACGUUAUGGCUGUGCCACCGAAUAUGAUGCAACUGUUGAUUCAGCUACAGGCCGUUUGAUUGAUUUGCCAUCUUUAAUUAUUACGAGCGAUUUUGGUUGUUCGUUGAACGAUGACACAACGAAAAAAAUGACCCACUGCUUGGAAUCGGCAUGCUACGCACAUGCAAACGAAUGGAAAGUAGAAGUAAGUCGUCUACUUACGGACGCACCAUCGGCUAUACCAGCACGGGCUCCCGGUUCAACAGAAGGAACAGCAAUUGUUGAAAAUCUCAUAGAACACAUUGCUAGUGAGAUCAACAUGGAUCCGGCUCAAGUGCGCAUAAAUAAUUUCCAUACUGAUGGUCCACUAGUCAAAUUUUUUCCAGAAUUUUUAAAAGAUAUUGAUUACUUCGAUCGCCGUGCCGAAAUAAAUGAGUUCAAUAAGCAAAAUCGUUGGCGUAAAAGAGGAAUUGGUGUAUCGAUCAUGACAUUUUCGGCCGUUUAUACGGCUUCAUUAUGUGCAUAUAUUGCCAUUUAUCAUGGCGACGGAACGGUUGCAAUUAGCCAUGGUGGUAUUGAAAUUGGUCAAGGCAUUAAUACUAAAGUAGCUCAAGUGGUUGCUCAUAUUUUUGGUAUACCAUUGGAUAUGAUCACAGUUACAGCGCACAGUUCAAUUAUAUCGGCCAAUCGAACAAGAACUGGAAGUACGAUAACAAGCGAAUCGGUGUGCAUGGCUGCAAAAAUGGCAUGUGAUCGCAUUUUAGUACGUUUAAAACCCAUUCAAGAUGAAAAACCAAACGCAACAUGGUUAGAAAUUAUUCAUGAAGCCUAUGCACAGUCGAUUGAAUUAACGGAGAAGCAAGCCUUUGAAUCGCGCAAUGCAAAAAGUUACAAUAUUAUUGGUUGUGCUAGUGUCGAACUGGAGCUGGAUGUUUUGACCGGUAAUUUACAAAUACUUCGGGCUGAUAUUCAUGAAGACACUGGCAAAAGUAUGAACCCAUUGGUUGAUGUUGGUCAAAUCGAAGGUGCAUUCAUUAUGGGUAUCGGCUAUUGGUUAACCGAGAAACUGGAUUACGAUAAGCGUACAGGUGAAUUAGUGACCAAUCGAAUGUGGACGUAUAAAGUUCCUGGCGCCAAAGACAUUCCAAUUGAUUUCCGCAUAAAAUUUUUACAAAAUAUCAACAAUGAAGGCAUUUUCAGUUCAAAGGCUACCGGCGAACCAUCAUUGACAUUAUCAGUGGUUGCGAUAUUCGCAUUGCGUCAUGCCAUUGAUGCAAUUCUUGAAGACAAUGGAAAAACUAAAAAGUGGUAUCGAUUGGGUUCAGCAAAUACACCGGACAUAAUCUUCAGUGCAGCAGAGGUUGAUGUUGACGACUUUAAAUUAUGCUGA
This is a messenger RNA of Sitodiplosis mosellana (orange wheat blossom midge), 3926 nucleotides long. RefSeq lists its product as uncharacterized. The transcript is spliced from 11 exons. The coding region runs from base 120 to 3926 and encodes 1268 amino acids. Gene Ontology annotation, molecular function: iron ion binding; oxidoreductase activity; 2 iron, 2 sulfur cluster binding. The record is from RefSeq and is a predicted model, not a curated record. Lineage: Eukaryota; Metazoa; Arthropoda; Insecta; Diptera; Cecidomyiidae.